AUGUCGGAACACGCCCCUAUUGAUUAUCAACAACUCAACAAUAACCUUCAAAUCUUUUUUCAAGCGCACCCACCAGUCGAUAAUGUUCUCAGAACAGAAGCUUAUGCGCUUCUUCAACAGUGUCAACAUUGUCUGGCUCAAUAUGCAACGGAUUUACAGGAGGUAGAGGGAGAAACUGAGAGAGCAAGAGCAAUGUUUGAGCAAAAUCUUGCUCCUGCCCGAGCUCAACAGGCUGCUGUUGAGGUUGUUGCACCUGAUGAAGAACCCAUUGGAGAUGAUGUUCCACCUGCACCAUCAAUACCACCCGUUACAGGCACUAUCCAUCAGUGUAACGGAGGGUCUUUGGACGAGCAACUAUAG
This is a messenger RNA of Morchella sextelata, 360 nucleotides long. RefSeq lists its product as uncharacterized. The transcript has a single exon. Lineage: Eukaryota; Fungi; Ascomycota; Pezizomycetes; Pezizales; Morchellaceae. The coding region runs from base 1 to 360 and encodes 119 amino acids. The record is from RefSeq and is a predicted model, not a curated record.